AUGACUCGGAUCCACACCGGCCCCGAAUCCUGCGCCGUGCGAGCAGUGAUUGCGGCCACUUCCAGCGAGCUGCAAAUUUACUCCCAGUUACUGACGACUGCCGUGGCGCUGGGCGUUUUCCUGGGUAUCAUUGGGGGAUUUCUGCUUUACUUUUUCGUUUUGGAAUCCGUCCUUCAAAGAAGGCAAACGUGUUCAGAUGGGAUUGAUGAUAGUUCCGAUUCUGACGAUACCCAGAGUUACGACAGCAACUCCGAAAUUGCGGUGGAAACCACCAAAGCCGGAGCGUCCGCUUUCCAAGAGGAAGAUGAAUUAUCAAUCAACAGUAAUGUGGCUGUAUUUGCAUUGAAAGCAAAAAUCAUAUAUCCCAUUAAUCAAAAAUUUAGGCCCUUAGCAGAUGGAUCUUCUAACCCUUCUCUAUUAGAGAACUUCAAACAACAAGACUACAGCAAAAGGGCAAAACAAGAUUUUGUUCUUUCGGGGCCUGAGGCACCUGGUGAAAUGGAAGAAGGAAAUAGCAAUUAUUUUGUGGAGAAUUAUUCACCACCGGAUACUAAAACAUACAACGAGGAUACAACAAUUUUAAUGCUAACAUUCUUUCCAGAAAUACUGUGCUAUUCAAGUCCUGAGGCAGAUCUCGGCCUGUACAGACUUAGUCUGCAAGAUUUGAGACAAUUAGAUACAGACAUGCAUCAAGAAAAAUGUACGAUAUUUCUUCAGUUAUUAAGAAUGGAACUGAAUAAUUUGUAUUUAAGAGAGAAAAUUGAUGAGAGUGUCUACAGGGAUUUUCUUUCCAUGAAAGAGAAGGAAUUGAAAGAACUGCUGAAGAAACAUCAGUCAGUGUUGCCAGAUACAGCUGACAGGGAAGAGUCCAAUUGCCUUUAUACCUUGGAAGAAAUUGAAAGGGAUGAACAAGAUUAUUUGCAAUAUGCCAUACAACAGAUGAGUAAAUUCUUCCAGCAAACUGAAAUACUUCUGAAACACUCUGAGCUCCCUGAAAUCACUGUGAGGGAGAUAAUGCAAAACAUAGGGGACAGAAUGUCCCAGGUGGAGAGCAUGCUGACUGACACUCUGACUUCGCAAGUCAUGGUUAUUGUGGAUAAGUUGAUGCGUUGGAAGUUCAUGGCAAAAAGCCUUUAUUUCCUCAAGCGGCUUGCUCAGCAGGAAAACAGAGACAAAUUGAAGAUGGUGACAUCUGUCCUGGACACUCUCACCAGAGAUACUAUGUUGACAUCUUUGCAAAAAGAAGAGCUAACACCUAGAUUACAAAAUACAAUUUGGGGUUGUGUGAACACAUUGAAUAAUGAAUUUACCAAGCAGACAAAAGACAUCAUUUUGGGAAUGAAGAAACGGCGGAGGACCCUGUUGAAUAGACUUGAAAAGACACAAAGGGAGCAUGCUGCAAAUCUGAUGGACAAGGCUAGGAGAAUAUUUGCUCCAGAUGACUUUAUUAAGAGUUAUCAUGAACUUGAGGAACGUAACAGGCAGAUUCGCAGUGAAAUGGAGGAUGAAGAAGAUCAUAACGAUGCAAAGGCAGUUACUGAACUGUGGAAGAACCUGCACUGUACUUCAUCGCAGACUGUGGACAAAUUGAUCGAGGAGUUUUUUUCAGAAACUCUACCAAACCUCACUGAAGUAUCUUCAUCUGCAAUGGAAGCCUUGAGAAGCCAAAUGCAGCAAGAGCUACGAGCAAGCAGCCAGGCGGCAGAAGAAGAGAGAAAAUGGCAUUUGACAUUGUUCCAAGAAAAAUUGGUCCAAAUGAAGCAGGAAUGGCUAAAUGAGAAAGCACUAAAUUCAGCUAAACAGAAACACCUGGUUGACUAUCAGGAACAGAUAAUUCAGAACUUCCUACUGAAGCAGACUGCACUGGAUGAGAAGAUUUCUAACCACAUUGUGCUGGAACAUAAGACAGCUUUACAGUCUGUGGUUAGAUGGUUAACUCUGAGGCAUCUUGGUCUAAUGACUCUCAAGGAAAUGAAGCUUUACAAGACAAAAUGUCAGAUGGAUGAACUAGGAGAACAGCGAUUAAAAGAACUUCCGAUUUGGGAUGAGCAUGAAGACGAAAGCAAGAAACUAAGGGACAAUCUGGUGUCCAGAUUGUCGAAAGAAAAAGAGAUGUUGUGCCAAGAAACUGAAUCGCUGCUUCACCAGCAAUUCACUGUAGAGUCCAGGGUACUGAUGGAUCUUUUGCAGCAUCACAUGCUUCAGGUGAUCGGCUGUGCUCUCGUCCAACAAGCCAGAACCAACUCUGCCCAGCAGAACCAUAUAGAUAGCACACAUCAACUCAAGAAUCUUUUAGUAGAAAGAACGAUGGAGAGUGUCUAUGUGACCUUGGAAGGUGCCAAUGGUCUUAUCCAGAAGUACUUCCAACAGAUAGAAGAAACCAUGGAGCAGUACAGAAAAGACAAAGGAGAUCAGCUGAGGUCCCUGCAAGACACUUUUAAAAGGAAACAGCAUAUUAAGGAGAAGAUGAUUGAAGAAAAUCUUAGUGCAGGCAUGGCUAAUGUGAAGACAAAACGCUUUAAUUCAACAAAGAUUCAACACCAGAUGAUGCUGCAGCAGAGGAGGAUUAUUUCAAUGCUUUUGCUUGAAGAGGAGAUAAACAUGGAGUUCCUAAAGCAGAGGGGGCAGCAGCUCCAUCAAUUGAAGCAGCAGCUAGAUAAACACUUGAAGAUGGCAGAAGAAAUAUUCAUAUCAGAGCUUGCAGGUUUAACAAGGAUUUCACAAGCAGAAUGGAAGAUCCUGGAGAAUAAGUUCCUUUCAGGAACCAAAAACAGAACAUUACAAGCAGGAACAUGAGCAUUAGUACAAACGAUGUCACCACAGUGUGCAAUAAAGAACCUUGUAUAUGUAUUAGGAUUCAUGGACUUUGCUGUACAUAUAUAUUGUGAAAGGUGUUG
Molecule: messenger RNA, 2897 nt
Organism: Hypanus sabinus (Atlantic stingray)
Lineage: Eukaryota; Metazoa; Chordata; Chondrichthyes; Myliobatiformes; Dasyatidae
Product: evC complex member EVC-like
Exons: 20
Coding region: 1-2796 (931 amino acids)
Biological process (GO): smoothened signaling pathway
Source: RefSeq, a predicted model, not a curated record